Messenger RNA from Thunnus maccoyii (southern bluefin tuna), 3281 nucleotides. Its product is annotated as potassium channel subfamily K member 13. The transcript is spliced from 2 exons. Gene Ontology annotation, biological process: potassium ion transmembrane transport; stabilization of membrane potential. The record is from RefSeq and is a predicted model, not a curated record. Bases 45 to 1439 code for a protein of 464 amino acids. Gene Ontology annotation, molecular function: potassium ion leak channel activity. NCBI's taxonomy places the organism in Eukaryota, Metazoa, Chordata, Actinopteri, Scombriformes, Scombridae. Gene Ontology annotation, cellular component: membrane.
CGUACAGUGAGUGUGUGACUUGGUAGCACUGGCAGAGGCGUUGCAUGCUGUUACAGUGGUGUAUCUGUGCUGCUGCUGUGGUCAUGGCUCAGAGGAGGGCUGCUGGUGGCUGCUGCUGCCCCAGGGCGCCCAUGAAUGAAGACAACGCCCGUUUCUGCCUGCUGGCCGGGCUUAUCCUGCUCUACUUAUUGUGCGGGGCAGCCAUCUUCUCAGCCCUGGAACACCCCUUCGAGCUCCGUGCCCGCCGCCUCUGGAAGCAGCAGCUGGACAACUUCACCCAGCGAUACAGGGUCAACCUGGGGGCCCUGCACACUCUGCUGCGCCAGUACGAGGAGGCAAACGGAGCCGGGAUCAGAGUGGAUGCGUUGAGGCCCCGCUGGGACUUUUCUGGAGCUUUCUACUUUGUGGGCACGGUGGUCUCCACUAUUGGCUUUGGCAUGACCACACCAGCGACCAUAGCUGGGAAAAUAUUCCUAAUCUUCUACGGCCUCAUUGGUUGUGCUGCCACCAUCCUCUUCUUUAACCUCUUCCUAGAGAGGAUCAUCACGAUGUUAGCUUACAUCAUGCGCUGGUGUCAUGAGCGUCGGCUGCGAUGUGCUGGGGUGGGGAUUAUGUCGAGCGGGGAGGAGCAGUCCCGAGAGGAGGACAGUUUAGAAGGUUGGAAGCCUUCGGUCUAUUAUGUGAUGCUGAUCCUGGGAGUGGCUUCGAUUGUGAUAGCAUGCAGUGCAUCUACUCUGUACAGCUCCAUGGAGAACUGGAGCUAUGUGGACUCCCUCUACUUCUGCUUCGUGGCCUUCAGCACCAUCGGCUUCGGGGACCUAGUAAGCAGCCAGAGACAGCAGUACGAGUCUCAGGAGGCUUACCGGCUCGGGAACUGCCUUUUCAUCUUAAUGGGAGUAUGUUGCAUCUACUCACUUUUUAAUGUCAUUUCUAUUAUCAUCAAGCAAACUCUCAACUGGAUCCUGGGUAAGCUUGUCUGUUCCGGGCAGCAUCAGUCCUGCUCCUGCUCUACAUCUGGCUGCUGGUGGCUCUGCUGCCCCUGCCUCCAUAAGAAAAAUCGCAGCCAGAGACGUCCGACUGCACACCUCAGGCAAAAACGCUUAAAACGCAACACCGUGCAGCCGAUCUCAUCCCACUGCCCUGCAGGAAGACACCGCUACACGGAGGGCUCAGUAGAGACAGUGUGUGACAGCGAGACAGAAGCCGGUGCAGUGGCUGAUGGGGUUUAUGUAGGCCGCCGGCUGUCAGGAGAGAUGAUCUCUGUCAAUGAGUUCAUGGUGUCUAAUAAGGUGUCUCUGGCGCUGCUGCAGAAGCAGCUGAGCGAAACAGCUCAUCAGGGCCCACGGCAGAGCUAUGGUCAUCAAAAUGGAUUCUCUGGCGGUGUGGGAGCCUUGGCCAUCAUGAAUAAUCGCCUACAGGAAACCAGUGUGGAUAGGUAGCACCACAUUGUAUAACACACCAAGAUGUGUAUUCUUGUAUGCUUUGGGUUCUCUAUAUUGGAGUCCUAAUCCAACUAUUUCCUUACUGAGUGAUUCUGAGAAAAUCAUUUGUCCCCUCAGUAUGACAAAACCAAAUUCUCACAAUAGAAUAAUUCCCCUCUAAUUACCAUCUGUUCAGCGCCUCUCUGAGCAAUUUCAAUGGAAGUCUAUGCAGAUAAUAGCAGACCUCCAGUGUGGAUUCUGGACAUCAAAUAAUUGUUCGCAUUUUGCUCUGAGAGGAGAAAGAGAGCCAAAAGGCGAAUGCAAUUUAAAGAUUUCAGCAUCACUGUGAAGAGGGGUCUGAUGUCCUGAAGUGAUUGGCUCAUACAAAAGCAAUCAGAUGAAAGAAGCAGUGGAGGACCACUUAAAGGGGACCGCUGAUUUAAGAGUGCCGCACAUGUCCCCUUAGCUCCUCGACAAAUAUGGUUGUAUGUGAGGUGGCAGCCAGUAUUAGUGAACAUGCAGACAGGAACACAGUAUCUACAGUCUCCUCUUAGAUAACUAUCUGCAUGUAUAAAACAUGUUGAUUGUGAUUUGUGUUUGAAAAGGAGCUCCUCAAACACACUACAGGAGCUCACGAGCACCGAGAAAGAAACAUUUUAAUUUGUUGAUUGCUUGCAAAUCGCCCGUCUUGUUUCAUCAAUGCAUGUCAUUGAAAUUCACAAUCAUGAAAGAGUGCACUGAGAUCCAGGGUUUUAAAUAGAGCACAUCUAAUCAAACGAGGCCCGUAGAGGACAUCCUUAUGUCAAUAAGUGCUGUACAGACAGUCACCGGAUCACAUCAACGGAGUGGAAGGCAAGAUUCAGGCUCUCCUUGGGUAGCUGGAGGAGAUCCUUCACUAUGCAAGAAAACCCAUUUGAAUCCGUUUUGUGUCAUUUUGUCAUUUCUACAUGGCAGAUUUUCAUCAGCGCUUUAGAUGAUGAAUGAGAGAUCUUUAGAGUAGACAAAAUCUUCCAUUUUUCUUUAGUGGUCACGCUUGACAAUUGUCUUCACUGUUACUCAUUUUAAAACAAUGAGAGAAAUUGUUUAGUCAGUUACUGUGGGUAAAAAUACUGCAAGUAGUCAGUCAAAUAUUCUUUAUUUAGGUUGAAAACAAUCAUAACUCUUAACAUGUAAUGUCUAUACACAGAAAAUUACUCACUGAAAUAAUACAACAAUGCAGCAUGAUGCUGAUAAAUUGACCCAUCCUGAAACUGACCCGUUCUGAUGCUUGUUGUUUGUUUUAUCAAAUAUAUAAUUGAUGAAUAAGGCAGCACAGUACAUAUCCGACUUAUGGAAAAAAUACAUUUCACAUGCUCUGUACUGAAGAAUGGAUUUAGAAAUAUGUUUCAUACAUAGAAAGAAUUGCAAAAAAUGUUUAUAUGUUGAAUCUCUUAAUAUAAAUAGAUUUUGAUUGGUCAGUAAAUAUAGAGAUAUAUUCGGAUACUUUUAAAGAUGUGCUUUCCAAAACUAAUUUGGUUUUUAAGUAAUAAUCAAACCUUAACAUGCUGUAUAGCUCUUUUGAUUGCAAUGUAACAAAUUAUUUUAACAAAUUUUCCAAACAUCACUCAGCCAAGUAGAUCUGAUUCUACUUGUUUAAAAUAUACACAAAAAUGUAAAAGUAAACUCCUCUUCAGAGAGAUUUUAGACAAUGUGUGAAAUGUAUUUUUUCUUGACCAAAUGUGUGUAUGUGUUGAGAUUUAAAGGUGCACUGUGUAGAAUUUGGUGGCAUUUAUCGGAAUGGAGAAUUGGAAUAUAAUAUUCAUAAGUAUGUUUUAAUUAUCAUAUAAUCACCUGAAAAUAAGAAUUGUUGUGUUUUCGUUA